Messenger RNA from Benincasa hispida (wax gourd), 974 nucleotides. RefSeq names its product large ribosomal subunit protein uL13w. Gene Ontology annotation, biological process: negative regulation of translation; translation. Gene Ontology annotation, molecular function: structural constituent of ribosome; mRNA binding. NCBI's taxonomy places the organism in Eukaryota, Viridiplantae, Streptophyta, Magnoliopsida, Cucurbitales, Cucurbitaceae. The record is from RefSeq and is a predicted model, not a curated record. Gene Ontology annotation, cellular component: ribosome; cytosolic large ribosomal subunit.
CUAGCAACUCCCAACCAUUUCCCUCACAGAGAAGAAGACGACGAUAGCCGCUCGAGGCUUUUGCACACAGAAACAAGAAGAUGGUGUCCGGUUCAGGUAUCUGUGCCAAGCGCGUCGUCGUUGACGCCAGGCAUCACAUGUUGGGAAGGCUCGCUUCUAUUAUCGCCAAAGAGCUUCUCAAUGGACAGAAAGUUGUGGUCGUCAGGUGCGAGGAGAUCUGCAUCUCCGGCGGAUUGGUUCGCCAGAAGAUGAAGUACAUGCGUUUCUUGAGGAAGCGAAUGAACACCAAGCCUUCUCAUGGCCCCAUUCACUUCCGUGCCCCCGCUAAGAUCCUUUGGCGCACCAUUCGUGGGAUGAUUCCCCAUAAGACUAAGCGUGGUGCGGCGGCGCUUGCUCGUUUGAAGGCGUAUGAGGGUGUUCCUCCUCCGUACAAUAAGAUGAAGAGGAUGGUCAUCCCUGAUGCUCUCAAGGUCUUGAGGCUUCAAGCUGGACAUAAGUACUGCUUAUUGGGCAGACUCUCUUCGGAGGUUGGAUGGAACCAUUAUGAUACCAUUAAGGAACUUGAGAGGAAGAGAAAGGAAAGAGCUCAGGCUGCAUAUGAGAGAAAGAAACAGUUAAAUAAGCUGAGGAUUAAAGCCGAGAAGGUUGCUGAGGAGAAGCUUGGUCCCCAACUUGAAGUUAUUGCUCCUAUCAAAUACUAGUUUGUGAUUUUGAUCUCAGAAACAAGGAUACUGGAGAAUUGUGUUGCAGUUGAAUUUCAUUUUUCAAUUUUGAUAACAUUUAUCUUUAUUAGUGGACAUGAUACAUCUCUGUAUGCUUCUAGAAUUCUUCAGUUUAGUCAAGUUUUUGAUACUUUUUGUUAUAUCUAGUAGAUUCACGAUGCCUGUUUGUUCCAAAAGCAAAAAUGUCCGAUUCCUUGGCUAUGCAUAUCGUUGUCUGAACUCUGCAGUUGAUUCUCAAGCAUUGGGUUGAAA